Molecule: messenger RNA, 6299 nt
Organism: Anarrhichthys ocellatus (wolf-eel)
Lineage: Eukaryota; Metazoa; Chordata; Actinopteri; Perciformes; Anarhichadidae
Gene: spag9a
Product: sperm associated antigen 9a
Exons: 32
Coding region: 206-4084 (1292 amino acids)
Biological process (GO): vesicle-mediated transport
Cellular component (GO): cytoplasm
Molecular function (GO): JUN kinase binding; kinesin binding; MAP kinase scaffold activity
Source: RefSeq, a predicted model, not a curated record
GAGGGGAAAAAAAGAGGAAGAAAUCCACGUAGCCUCUCUUGCGUCACAGUCGCACGGCCGUGUAAUGUCCUCAAUGUAUAACGUUACGCUUUUUUGAUGAAACGCUGCAUGCAAUUAAGCCGAUAGCGGUGUUCGCAGUGGCGGGGUAACGCGGAACAACCCACAUCGGUCCCGUUUGCUGAAAGGGAGGAGAGAGGACUAUAAAAUGGAGCUGGAAGACGGAGUUGUGUACCAGGACGACCCGGGGACAUCAGCGAUGAUGUCUGAGCGGGUAUCGGGCCUGGCCAACUCCAUCUACCGCGAGUUCGAGAGGCUCAUCGGUAAAUACGACGAGGAUGUGGUGAAGGAGCUGAUGCCGCUGGUCGUGGCGGUGCUGGAGAACCUGGACUCGGUGUUCGCGGAGAACCAGGAGCACGAAGUGGAGCUGGAGCUGCUGAAGGAGGACAACGAGCAGCUCAUCACCCAGUACGAGCGGGAGAAAGCGCUGAGGAAACAUGCAGAAGAGAAGUUCAUCGAGUUUGAGGACACGCAUGAACAGGAUAAGAAGGACCUGCAGAACCAUGUGGACAGAAAGGAGUCCCAUUUGCGGCAACUGGAACUCAAGAUCAAGAACUACGCAGACCAGAUCGGCAGGUUAGAAGAACGUGAGCUGGAGCUCAAGAGAGAAUACAACUCCCUCCAUCAGCGACACUCAGAGAUGAUCCAUAACUACAUGGAGCAUGUGGAAAGGAUAAAAAUGCAGCAGAUAAGUGAGACUUCAGAGUCAAGCGCGGUCGGUCGAAUCAGGAGAGAGCGGCCUCUUUCUUUGGGCAUCUUCCCAUCACCCAUCGGAGCAUCUCUGUUAAUCCCCGACUCCCAGGCCAGGGCAGAGACACCGGGCACAGAGGGCUGGAGAUUCACUGACCCAGCGCGGUCCAACACUAGCCUCAAGCAGUUGGACUUUGUCGACCCCCCAAAGGCAAGGGAGGGUAAGAGUGUGCAGGACUCUACUUGGGGGAAAUCACUGGCAGAUGACUGCAAGGAUGAGUUGUCGGACUUCACCGGCUCCAAGUCGGCCACGCCAAUAACCACCACAGGCACGGAGAAGGGAGAUGGGAACAGUAAGAGCACGGAGGUGCAGGCUGCACCGGGGACCAGGUCCAUAUCAGUGGGUUUGCCUGAGAAUGAGGAGAGCUCAGAAGUGCAGGACAUCAUUGAGACCACCCCUGAGCUGGACAUGGAUGCCAUUGGAUACAAACCCGGCAGUACUCCUACUAAAGGCAUUGAGAACUUGGCAUUUGACCGAAACACAGAGUCUCUGUUUGAAGAGCUGUCUUCUGCAGGCACAGGGAUCAUAGGGGAUGUGGAUGACGGGGCCGACCUGCUGGUGGAGUACUCUGACCUUAGUUUGAUUGGAAUGGGCCGGGAAGUUGAAAAUCUCAUUCAGGAGAAUUCACAGCUGCUUGAGACAAAGAAUGCUCUGAACGUGGUGAACAAAGACUUGAUAUUGAAGGUGGACGAGUUGACCUGUGAGAAGGAGAUGUUAGAUGGAGAGAUGGAGGCUGUGCUGCAGGCCAAGACCAAGCUGGAGGACAAGAACAAAGAGAUGGAGGAGGAGCUCAAAAAAGUGCGACUGGAGAUGGAGGAAGUGAAACACAAAACUAAAGAGGAGGAAGAUAGUGAUGUACCUACAGCCCAGAGGAAGCGCUUCACCAGAGUGGAAAUGGCCAGAGUGCUGAUGGAAAGGAACCAGUACAAAGAGAGACUGAUGGAGCUACAAGAAGCUGUGCGGUGGACGGAGAUGAUCAGGGCCUCGAGAGAAAAUCCAGCACUCGCAGAAAAAAGGAAAUCCAGCAUCUGGCAGUUCUUCAGCAGACUGUUUAGCUCCUCCACCAGUUCCCCAGCUAUAAAGAAGGUGGAGUCCCAGUCCAACAUCAAAUACAACGCCCCGGGCAGCAUGGUCAAGAGGAGCAGCACCUUCUCCCAGUUCCCAACAGAGAAGUCAAAGACGUUUGACUUCCUUAAUGAAGAAAAGGACCAGUGCAGCUCGCCAUCGCGUAAAGAGCAGAAGAGAGCCCAGUACAGGCAGGUCAAGGCCCACAUGCAGAAGGAGGAUGGACGAGUCACUGCACACGGCUGGAGCCUGCCCAGCAAAUACAAGGUGGCAAAUGGUGAACAAGUGGAGAACAAAAUGAACCUACCUGUACCAGUAUACUUGAGACCUCUGGAUCAGAAAGAUGCUUCUAUGAAGCUGUGGUGUGCUGCAGAGGUCAACCUAUCUGGCAAAAAGACAUUACCAGAGCUCAUGAAACAGACGAAGGGUUCUCAGAGUAGUCUGGACCAGUUAGAGCAAGAGAGUAAGGAUCAGGAGAAAGGGGAGAAGGAGCUGGUCCUUCAGGAUCAGUUCUCCAGUAGGGUGUGGGUGUGCACCAGCACCCACUCCUCCACCAAGGUUAUGGUGCUGGACGCUAUUCAGCCCUCUGACUUACUCGACAGCUUCUACGCCUGCAACACUCACGUUGUCUGCAUUGCCAGCGUGCCAGGUGUGUUGGAGACUGAUUAUUCGGCAGGUGAAGAGGUACCACAAGACCCGGAGGCUAGCCAAGGUGACGGGGUGUCACUGGCCGGCAGUGUGGCCAGUGUGGGCUCAACGGGCAGCGAUGGUGCCAUGGCAGCAGAGGGGACCACCGCCAUUCCCCAGACAGCCAUUGCAGGUGUCACCGAUCAGCCGCCUGAGCACAGUGGCAUCUCUAGCUCAGUUGAGCUGUCCAGAGAGACCAGUCCAGCAGAAGACAACGUUCCUACGGCGGAAGAGGCAACGGAAGCAACGGAGGCUAACGCUGGCGUGGGCGAAGAAGGAGAGGAGGACCAGGGAGCGGAUCCAAACCCGCCAGGAAUCUACACGGAGCAUGUGUUCACCGACCCACUGGGGGUGGGACCCACUGACUCCCCUUCUGCUCAUGCACAGAGGGGCUGCGGACAUGAUGGCGAGACUUCCUUUCCAGACGACUCGGACCCAUCCGAUGGGGAAGUCCUGAGGAUGAGCAGCGCACUUCCCACCAUGUGGCUGGGAGCUCAGAAUGGAUGUCUUUAUGUGCACUCGUCUGUGGCUCGAUGGAGGAAGUGUCUUCAUGCCAUCAAGCUGAAAGACUCCAUCCUCAGCAUAGUGCACGUUAAAGGGAGAGUCCUGGUAGCUUUGGCUGAUGGGACAUUAGCAAUUUUUCACAGAGGCAUUGACAGUCAGUGGGAUUUAACCAACUAUCACCUGUUGGAUCUGGGCCGGCCUCACCACUCUAUCCGCUGUAUGACAGUAGUCCAUGACAAGGUGUGGUGCGGUUACAGAAACAAGAUCUAUGUCAUCCAGCCGAAGGCCAUGAGGAUAGAGAAGUCGUUUGAUGCUCAUCCUCGCCGGGAGAGUCAAGUGCGGCAGCUGGCCUGGGUUGGAGACGGUAUCUGGGUGUCCAUCCGACUGGAUUCAACUCUACGCUUGUUUCACGCCCACACCUACCAGCACCUCCAGGACGUGGACAUCGAGCCCUACGUCAGCAAGAUGUUGGGUACGGGUAAACUGGGCUUCUCCUUUGUGAGAAUCACAGCUCUGGUGGUGUCCUGCAGCCGCCUCUGGGUAGGGACAGGAAACGGGGUCAUCAUCUCCAUCCCGCUCUCUGAAGCCAACAAGACAACGGGAAUAGUGCCAAAUCGGCCCGGCAGUGCUGUACGGGUUUACGGUGAUGACGGUUCAGACUGUGCCAUGCAAGGCCGCUUUGUGCCCUACUGCUCCAUGGCCCACGCCCAGCUGUGUUUCCAUGGACAUCGAGAUGCUGUCAAGUUUUUUGUCACAGUACCAGGUCAGGCGAUGCCUCCUCCAGGCAGUGCAGAUUCAGGCUCCGAUGACCCUCCAUCUGAAUCCUCUGACACGGCAGCCUCUGAGUCUAAAACAUGCCUGGUCAUGAGUGGAGGCGAAGGCUACAUUGACUUCCGAAUGGGUGAUGAAGGCGGCGAGUUGGACAGUUUAUCAGAGUCAACAGCCAGCCAGCAGUCCCCACCCACCAAGGCCGAGCAGAGCCACCUCAUUGUCUGGCAGGUCACAGCCUCCCAUGAUUGAACAAAACAAAUCAGACUGUUGUGUCAACGCCAAGGUCUGCAUGUCCUUCUCAAAGUUUUUAAUUUGAUAUUAUUGAUUCUUCUUAAUGCCUGAGUAGUUGACUACUUUGCAAAAGAAAACAAUUAUUUUUAGUCCAUGUUUUGUACAGUUUAUUCUUUAGGAAUAUGAAUUUGAAUUAGAUAAGGUGAAGUUUAUGUUUAACUUUAAGAAUCCGUCCAAGUGUUCCCUUCUGCUGGGUUUGAGAGCCGGUGCGCACUAGAAAAAGGCCUCGUUAACUCAACUGAAGUUGUGGGCAUAGUUUGAUCAGGUAAAGUAUGGAAGUCGGUCUCCCAAAUGUUAAAGAGAUGUGAAAGAUAAAAACGGGAAAAGCGCUUAAAGCAGUUUGACAGUCAUUGAAAAGGAGCAGAAGUAUAUUUUAUAUGACACACAUAAGACUUUUACAUUUGUAAACCACAUGUAUGUAUGUGUGUGUGUGUGUGUGUGUGUGUGUGUGUGUGUGUGAACAUCAGGUGUGUGUGUAUGCAUUCACUGAGCAUUUUUAGGGCUGGGUGUCAAAAUAUGUUACCUACAAGUCAAAAUGUAUUCAAAAUUUCAAAAGGUUAAAUUGAUUGAGUGUGUUGACAGAGGCUAAUUACUCUACUGUAUGGUCUGAUUAUUAGAGAAGCUGCUUGCACGUACCAGUGUUUUAUUAAAUGUGCUUUUAUUCAUCAAAAGUUGUAGGAUAAAACACUUUGAGAGGUUGUAUUAAUAUUGAAUGACACCGAGCCCUAUUUGCCACAGGUUUAUGUUUUAUGACAUGAAUAAAUGUCCAAGCAGUUUGGGUCCUGCUACUGAUCAGAAGAACCGGCCUACUGUACUUCAGGUUAGCAUUAGCCUGCGUGGGGAAAGCCCGUAUCCUCGUCCAAGUGUGUGUGUGUGUGUGUGUGUCUGCACGGACGUUUUAAAGCUAAACCGUCGACUGUCGUGUGAAGAAAAUCUGCCUGUGCCACCAGCUUGGUGCUUCUUGUUUGCUUCAGCUCAUUGGCACUUUAAAAUGUUAGAUGUUAGUCGCUUGAGGUUUGGAAGAACACCCGUGGUAAUGUACACUACAACACUGUGCGCUCGCCUUAUGAAGGGAACAAAAUGUACAAAUAUCUGUAGCGAUGCGUCACCCCAGUAACCAAAGGACGAAAGAAGAAGCACCGUGAAACUGACUAUUUCAUUAUUUUCAUCUUUUCCGACAUAAAACGUUGUGUCAGUCUAAUAAUUUGAGGGUAUACAUGUGUAUAUUCAGGGCUUGAAUAAGGAAAUCCGACUAAAAAAAUAUCAUUUUUGUGUGUGGCACCUACUAAUGGUCAUGCACUAAAGGGAGUCUCUCCUGAUUGCUUCAUCAUUCCUUCUUUUGUUGUUACAAAUAUAUUUUGAGGCCUGGAAGCCAAUUAUUGUCAUUUUAUUUGGUUAUUUUGGGCGUUGCUUGUGUUUUGAAUUCAUGUGUGAGACUUUUAUUCAGUAUUUCCAUGAUGACUGUAACAGAUAGCAGGAUACCAACAUUAAGCAGGUGUUUCAAUUUGUUUUUAUAUCUGAAAAGUUGGGCCAAGAUUGGUCUUCAAUCCAUUUAAAAAUAGUAAUUUCUAUUUUGUUUUUGCCAUUCCAGUAUUUAUUUCCUUUGUUAACGAGCCUAUCGGGGUUCAGAAUGUAACGUUCUACAUGAACAAAAUAAAUUGGGAGGCCAUUGUAAACAAAAUAGUCCAAUGAGUUUACGUGAUUGUUAAUGAUGGUCAAAUAAAAGAAAUCAAUGUAAUCAUGUCGGACAUUUUUGAUCAACCAUGAAAUCAAAGUGUGCAAACAAUAACUUGAUGGUUUCAGAACAACACAUUCAUGUACUAAGCUAUGCAUGUUUUUUUUUGUUUUUUUUAAAAAGGACACUGCUAUGUUUUCAGCUAAAUCAGAUUAUUGCCACCGUUUUGGGUGGGGUGGAUGUCUAUCCGUGUGUUUGUGUGUACAGUACAUGUGUAGGAGCUCGAACGCAAGACAUUUGUCCGUGUGUGUUUGAUUUUUGGAAAUUUGUGGUGUAUGUUUGCUCACUGUAUGUUCAUCUGUAACACUUCAGAGACUGGUCAGAUUUACCUGUUGCACCGGGCUUCUCUGGACGUGGUUCCUCCUGGUCAAUGUUUGCUAAAACAGCAUCAUAGCCUUAUUUUUAACAAUCUAUUAAACUCAAUUUCAUGGACACGUU